GUAUAUAGGGAUUAAAUUAUUCCUAGUAUUGCUAACCUCCCGCCAUCUAUCGUCAAAAAAUUUCCCGAAAGAAAGUAGAUUGACAGGAUUUCCUUCGCAAGAACGAAUUCCGAAAAUUGUUGUACUUCGAAGAAACGCGUCGUCCCGAUCUUGUUUGCUUAGCGACAGAAAAUUUCGAGUACGUCAAAACAAGAGAAUUUCGUCGUGAAAAAAUAUUAAACAUAUCACUCCAGAAUGACAAUUAUAACCCAACCAAUUACAGAGAAAAAACUUUCUAAACAACAAGAGCCAUUAGUUAAAAAUGAAGUCCCGGUUGCAGGAAGAGAUGCUGAAGAAGGAAGGCCAGUUGUUGUUACCAUGCAUCCUCAUGUGCGACGUGUUAGUUCAACAACAACAUUGUGUGUUUUCAUAACUGCUCUCUUGGUAUUGACAACAGGAAUUAUUGGUGGAAUUUAUUUAUAUAGACAACUUGCUCAUUACAGGCUCCGUCAUUUUCGUGGAUGGUGCACUGUUCCAUAUAUUCCAGACAAGCAAGAUGAACACAAAUACGAAGCCCUAAAAAGUUAUCAGUCAAUACAAGCUGAUGAUGCUUCAUACAAUAAUUUUGAACAAAAAGUUGACAUUGAUAUAGAGUUGGAGCAAUAUGAAAGUAUUGAAGUUCCUGAUUUUUCACAAGGACGACGUGGAAGAUUUAUCCAUGAUUUUUCAGUGAAUAAAACAGGUAUAAUUGAUCUGGAUGGACAUCAAUGUUUUGUAAUGCCAUUGAAUCGUAGUUUAGUUCUUCCCCCUCAUUCUUUGUUUGAUCUUGUUGUGAAAAUGAGAGCAGGAUAUUACGACGUCGAUACAGAAAUUGUGAGAGAGACAAUGCAGGUAAUGACACCACCCAUAAAAGAUUUCAAAACUGUUGGAUAUUACAUUGCUAGGGAAUGUUCGAAAAUGCCAACUUAUCGUCUGGAAAGAGUAACGUCAUCAGUUUUCAAACGAAGCAUUACUGACAAAAUAUUAUUUCGAGAGUUUGCAGGUAAAAAGAUUAGCGAAAUAGAAAUCAUUAAUUUGGAAGAUGCUCACGAAGGAGUGGUCUGAUGUGUCUGAAAGACAUUUGUAAUUUAGUAUAUUUGGAUUAUACACAUUUUCUUGUUAAGACACUUGUAUGAAAAGAUACUAGUUGUUUAUUGUAAUCUAAGUACUGUAUACAUAUAUAAAUAUAUAUAUACAUACACAUAUAUAUAUAUUAUAUAUAUAUCUAUUUUUCAUUCGUAUUUUUAAUUCAUUUUGUGCCUUUGUAUCGAAAAUGUCUGCUUGAACAAUGAUAGAGUGUUUACGAGCGGAGAAAGAUCGUGACCCUAAAGUAUUGAUUUAAUUUCUGUAUUUUAUGUGCUUGACAAGAACAAGAUAUUCUUGUGUCUCGACUUCUGUCCCAUGAUGUUUGUCAAAUUAGUAAAAUAAGCUUUGUUCGGCAUUGUAUAAUAACAACAUUAGAAAAUACAAUGAUGUGAAUAAUGCACCGUGAUCGUAGUUGCUGUUUUUGGUCUUUUCCUUUAAUGGAAAUGUUUUUAGGCAAAUAAAAGUGCCAUAAUCUUUCAAUCUACUAUUAGAUGUUAUAUUGAGCACAUUUAGAAGUUGUCUUUAUUAUAAUGCUCAUUAUAGAAAUUUUAUCACCUAGAGCAUAUUUACAAUUUUAGUAUCUCAAAUCUUUGUUGUUAUAAAUACCAGUUGACAACCUCAUGGAAAUUGUAUAGAUAUAUGGAAUAUUUGAAAAUAAUAAACUGUGUUUACAUGACUAGGAAAAAAUUAUAAUUAGAAUUAUCAAACAGUUUAGAAUUCACUAUGGAAUGUGCAGAGUUACAAUUUAAUUUUUCCAUUUGGAUCUACUUAUGGUAAGUAAAAAAUAUUUUGUUGUCACAUAUAUGCCAGUACAUUUAGUAGUUGCGAGUUUUGUUGUCACCUAUCAAUAUUCAAUAUAUUUAACAAAGUUUUGUUGGCUACUCUUGUAAAAAUUGAAGCUAUGAGGUACUCACUGUAUUUGAAAUUGCAUAUCAAAGUUUCUGUAUUUUAUUCUGUAGAAUAUGUAGUGUAUAUAUAUAUAUAUAUAAUAGAAAUUAAAUAAAAAUUGGUGUGAUUUAAA
This is a messenger RNA of Centruroides sculpturatus (bark scorpion), 2125 nucleotides long. RefSeq names its product integral membrane protein 2B-like. Gene Ontology annotation, molecular function: amyloid-beta binding. Gene Ontology annotation, cellular component: plasma membrane; Golgi apparatus; extracellular exosome. Gene Ontology annotation, biological process: negative regulation of amyloid precursor protein biosynthetic process. The coding region runs from base 235 to 1083 and encodes 282 amino acids. The record is from RefSeq and is a predicted model, not a curated record. The transcript has 7 exons. Lineage: Eukaryota; Metazoa; Arthropoda; Arachnida; Scorpiones; Buthidae.